AAAGAUGGAAGUUUACAUGCAAGAAAAACAAAAUUCAAACGAUGACAAAGCAAAGUAUGCCAAUAUUGUUAAUUGCUUUCAUUUCCAAAUUUCUAAGGAUUUGAGUGCAUAGAAAUUCUUGUUGGGCUGAACUUUCAAUGAAGAUUGAAAAAUAAGAAAUUCCCAUGAAACAAAUGAUAGAUCUAACUGAUCUCAACUAAGUUAUAUAAGUCUUCUAGUUGACCCUGCAGCUUCUGUCCUCUGCUAACCACCGCCAUGAACGAUCCUUCAACCCUUCUCAUUCUUGCUGUUUUCAUCGCUUCUGCUGCGACCCAUGUGAGCUCUGAUGCCUCCAAUCAUCGCUACAAGGAAGCUGACCCUGUUCCCCUCUACGCCAAUAAGGUCGGCCCUUUUCAUAACCCCAGUGAAACGUAUCGCUAUUUCGAUCUGCCCUUCUGUGUGCCAGAUCAUCUUAAAGAGAAAAAAGAAGCUCUUGGUGAGGUGUUGAAUGGCGACAGGUUAGUUAGUGCUCCCUACAAACUCAACUUUAGAGAGGAGAAAAGUUCAGAAGUUGUUUGUAAGAGGACACUUUCCAAGGAGGAAGUUGCUAGGUUCAGAUCUGCAAUUGACAAAGAUUAUUACUUCCAAAUGUACUACGAUGAUUUGCCGAUUUGGGGUUUCAUAGGGAAGGUUGACAAAGAAGGUAAGGCUGAUCCGAGUGAGUACAAAUACUUGCUUUACAAACAUGUUCAAUUUGAUGUUCUGUACAACAAGGACCGUGUGAUUGAAGUAAGUGUCCGGAUGGAUCCUCAUUCCCUCCUGGAUCUGACGGAGGACAAGGAAGUUGAUGCAGAGUUCCUUUAUACCGUGAAAUGGAAGGAAACAGAUACUCCCUUUGAGAAGAGAAUGGAGAAGUACUCAUUGUCUUCUUCACUGCCUCAUCACUUGGAGAUUCAUUGGUUCUCCAUUAUAAACUCAUGUGUGACAGUUCUCCUUUUGACUGGUUUCCUUGCAACAAUUCUCAUGCGGGUAUUGAAGAAUGAUUUUGUGAAGUAUGCUCAAGAUGAGGAAGCAGCUGAUGAUCAAGAAGAGUCGGGAUGGAAGUAUAUCCAUGGUGAUGUAUUUAGAUAUCCAGAGUUCAAGUCAUUAUUUGCUGCAGCCCUUGGGUCUGGGACCCAGCUAUUCAUUCUCACUAUAUUUAUCUUUAUUCUUGCACUGGUUGGUGUAUUUUAUCCAUAUAAUCGCGGAGCUCUAUUUACUGCACUGGUAAUCAUAUAUGCAUUAACUUCUGGGAUUGCUGGAUAUACAUCAACCUCUUUCUAUAGUCAGCUGGAAGGAGAGAACUGGGUGAGGAAUCUUUUGCUGACAGGAUGCCUUUUCUGUGGGCCUCUAUUCCUCACAUUCUGCUUCCUUAACACGGUUGCAAUUGUUUACAGUGCAACUGCAGCAUUGCCUUUCGGCACUAUUGUGGUAAUAGUCCUUAUAUGGACAUUAGUAACAUCUCCAUUGCUUGUCUUGGGUGGUAUUGCUGGGAAAAAUAGCAAGGCUGAGUUUCAAGCCCCUUGCCGUACCACAAAAUAUCCCAGAGAGAUCCCACAAUUGCCUUGGUACAGGAGUGCUCUUCCUCAGAUGGCAAUGGCGGGUUUUCUGCCUUUUAGUGCUAUCUACAUUGAGCUUUACUACAUAUUUGCCAGUGUUUGGGGUCACAGGAUUUAUACCAUCUAUAGCAUCCUGUUUAUUGUCUUCAUUAUUCUUCUGAUUGUCACGGCUUUCAUAACUGUGGCAUUGACAUAUUUCCAACUUGCUGCUGAAGAUCAUGAAUGGUGGUGGAGAUCUUUUCUCUGCGGUGGAUCAACCGGACUGUUUAUCUACGCCUACUGCUUUUAUUAUUACUAUGCGCGGUCUGAUAUGUCUGGCUUCAUGCAAACCUCUUUCUUCUUCGGCUACAUGGCCUGCAUAUGCUAUGGCUUCUUUCUGAUGCUAGGGACAGUGGGUUUCCGAGCCGCACUGUUCUUUGUUCGCCACAUAUACAGGUCCAUUAAGUGUGAGUAGUAGGCUGAUUCUUCCUCGAUCGCUAUCGUGUACUCUGCAAUAGAAAGAUCUAUGAUUUUUUUUUAUCAGAAGCUUAGGCAGAAGAUUACAAUGGUUAUCAGAAGCAAACCAAGCAAACAUAGAACUCGGCCAUGACUUUCCUGAGGGAGUCUUUGCUGAUGGCCUUGAGAAACUUCUGAGAAGUAUGGAAUUUAUUGGCAUUUUUGUGAGGGAAAUUUAUGUGCCAGUGAAAAAAAUUCUUGUACUGUUCCAUAUA
Manihot esculenta (cassava) is the source of this 2287-nucleotide messenger RNA. RefSeq names its product transmembrane 9 superfamily member 2. The coding region runs from base 256 to 2031 and encodes 591 amino acids. Gene Ontology annotation, cellular component: membrane. Gene Ontology annotation, biological process: protein localization to membrane. NCBI's taxonomy places the organism in Eukaryota, Viridiplantae, Streptophyta, Magnoliopsida, Malpighiales, Euphorbiaceae. The record is from RefSeq and is a predicted model, not a curated record. The transcript has 7 exons.